Messenger RNA from Owenia fusiformis, 2582 nucleotides. The record is from the annotation of a GenBank genome assembly. Lineage: Eukaryota; Metazoa; Annelida; Polychaeta; Sabellida; Oweniidae.
CACCAACAACAACUAGUGCACCAACAACCACUAUCACAACUCAUGCACCUACAACAACUAGUGCACCAACAACAACGACUGCGUCGACUACAGCCCCUCCAAGAGGUUUCCCACACGGUGAACCAGCCAUACAACCAUUUUUCUUUGGUCGCAGCAUCAACCAGCAGGCCAUUCCCCAUAGUUGGCCAUGGCAGGCAGAAAUGAUGCUGUAUGGAGAACAUCCAUAUUGCAGCGCAACCCUAGUCGACCCUGAGUGGGUUCUAACAGCAGCACAUUGUGUACAAGAAAUUGAAAAACCUGAGAGUUGGAUGGUCCGCCUUGGUGAGUUUGAUAGGGCAAUGGAUGAAGGUACAGAAUACUUGUAUGGUGUAACAGACAUUGUUAUUCACCCUGAUUACGAGUCAGCCUUCCCUAAUAGCUACGACAUGGCAUUGGUUAGACUCGUUGAUCCAGUCGCCUUCACUGACCACAUCAGCGCUGUCUGUCUUCCAACGCCUGACACAAGCAUUAACCCUGAUGACCAAUGUGUGGCGACUGGCUGGGGAGAUCUGGAAGCUUGUACUGGUUCAAAGGCUGACUUGAUCUUUGUGAUCGAUUCAUCAGGAAGUGUUGGUCCUGACAACUUCCAGACGACUCUACACUUUGUCAGUAGCAUCAUCAAUGAACUCACCAUUGGCAGCAAAUACACCAGAGUCGGUGCCUUGACCUUCCACAGUUCUGUCACGAUACAGUUCCAACUGGAUGAAAUAUUCUCCAAGAAAGAUUUGAUCGAGACAGUCACCAAUAUACAUUACGAUACUGGGUCCACUGCCACGAAGGAAGGUCUUGAGACACUAUUUGAUAUGUUCCAACCUCAACAUGGAGACCGUCCCGAUGUUGCUAAUAUCGCCAUUGUCAUCACAGAUGGUGCAGCCAAGACUGGAGAUCCUAUUCCCGCAGCCACCGAUAUAAAGAAACACGGAGUUACCAUGUUUGCUGUUGGAAUCAAGACAGCAGAACUGAACACAAAACAAGUGGAAGGGAUCGCCAGUGAACCCAGUGAUAAAUACGCCUAUUUUGUAGAUGACUUUGAAAAAUUGUCAACCAUUAAACUUGUUAUUGCUGAAGCAUCGUGUGACCACGUAAAAGAUUCUAACCAUCCGCUGUUGAAGCAAGUUCGUGUCCCCAUUCUUCAAGGCAAUAUGUGUAACGACACUGACUAUUAUGAUGGGGUCAUCACUGAGAGUAUGUUUUGUGCUGGUUACGAGGAGAAACAAGAUAAAUCAUGCCAAGUUGACUCUGGUGGCCCACUUGUCUGUAAAGACACUCUAAAUGAAAAAUGGACAAUCACUGGGGUGAGCAGUUGGGGAUUCGGUUGUCAAUUACCCAAACGCCCAGGUGUCUACACGAAUGUCACAGAACUAACACCAUGGAUCAGUCAAGUAAUGAGCAGGAACAGAACGUACAUCGCCCCAGUGACCAGCACCACAGUCGCUCCUACCACCACAAUCUCCCCCUUUGAGGAAUCAAUGUUGACUCCGAGAUGUGGGGUCCGGCUCACUGCAGCUCCUGCACCAUUUGGUAUCAUGCCUCACAUCGUUGGUGGAAAACCAGCAAUUGCUAACAGCUGGCCUUGGCAGGUUGAGAUGCUCCUUUUUGGUGGGUUCUAUUGUGCUGGAUCUUUGAUCAGUAAUCAGUGGGUCGUCACUGCCGCGCAUUGUGUCCAUACGUACCAGGACCCGCGUCCUUGGCAAGUGCGUUUAGGGGAGCAUCACAGAGAGAGGGACGAUGGUACAGAAGUCACAAUAGGUGUCGCUGAGAUAAUUAUCCACCACAACUACAUCAGUGGUUAUCCAUGGGACUAUGACGUCGCUGUUGUGAAACUCACAUCCCCCAUCCGCUUCAGCACUGGAAUCAACAGUGUGUGCCUCCCGGGCCGCGAUGAUGUAUUUGAACCUGGUACAAAAUGCAUGGUCACUGGAUGGGGCGACACUUUAGGUACAGGUGACCCAGACACGUUAAACGAGAUCGAAGUGCCUCUCUAUGAUAACGCUGUGUGCAACGAUGAUGACCAUUAUGACGGACCCAUCACUGAUAGAAUGCUGUGUGCUGGCUAUGAAGAAGGAGGACUGGAUGCUUGCUCGGGAGAUUCCGGUGGUCCUCUUGUGUGCCAGACUGGCAAUUCUUGGACCCUUGUGGGCAUCACUAGCUGGGGAUUCGGCUGUGCCGUCCCAAAGAGGCCAGGUAUAUACACGAGGGUGACUGAGGUGGUCUACUGGAUCGAAGAGAUGGCCGUAUAGCGUUCACACUUUAUAUCGUAACACUUCUGUUAUUAAUAUCUGGACUCGAUUAUAAUAUAAGUGUGUCAACGAAAAUGUCUAAUAUUAGUUUCUACGUAUAUCAUACGGGAUAGCAUUUCGUGUCAUUUGUAUUCGUAUUGACUAUGAUAAUUAAAAUGCCAAAAUUAGAUGGGAUUUGUAAUACGAGAUUUGAUGCUUUAUAAUAAUAGGGAAUAUAUUGUAUUUAUUUUGGAUAUUGCAUGAUUUGUCAUAAUCUCACUUCAAUACCAAUACAUAUAGCUGAACAAGAAUAAAAUACCGGUG